Messenger RNA from Chaetomium strumarium, 2290 nucleotides. RefSeq lists its product as uncharacterized. The coding region runs from base 1 to 2007 and encodes 668 amino acids. The record is from RefSeq and is a predicted model, not a curated record. The transcript has 6 exons. Lineage: Eukaryota; Fungi; Ascomycota; Sordariomycetes; Sordariales; Chaetomiaceae.
AUGGCGACGCCCCUGGACUCGGAGCAUCCAUACGUCACCCACGCCGGCCCUCCAAAACGGCUUAUUGUCUGUUGCGAUGGGACGUGGAUGGACUCGUUGGGCGCAAAGGGGAGCGAGCCGCCGUCCAACGUCACACGCAUAUCGCGCGUCUUCUGCCGGACCUGCAGCGAUGGCACCCACCAGGUGAUCAACUACUUCGCGGGCGUCGGGACGGCCAACGCGCUGGACCGCUUCACCGGCGGCGCCUUCGGGAUGGGUCUGGAUCGGGAUAUCUGUGAAGUGUACAACUUCUUGUGCAUGAACUACGUCGACGGCGACGACAUGAUCCUGAUCGGCUUCUCGCGCGGGGCCUUCACGGCGCGGUCCGUGGCCGACAUGAUCGCGUCGGUCGGCCUGCUGACGCCGCAGGGGCUGGACCGCUUCUACGCCAUCUUCGAGGACUACGAGAAGAUGGGCCACACAGGCCGCCAUCCCGACGACUACCUUGUGCCGGGCCUGCCCGAGUACGACGGCUCGCACGGCCAGGCCAAGAUCGAGUGGGAGGCGCGCCGCAUGCGCAUGUACAAGCAGGGGCUGCGAGAGAGGAAGUACACGCGAGACACGUGCCACGACGGCGUGACCGAGAUCAGGAUCAAGGCGCUGGCCGUGUGGGAUACCGUCGGCACGCUUGGGAUUCCGCCGGCGCCUGUGAUCGGGGUGCGCGGCACGUGGCGGUUCACCAACACGCAGAUCUCCAACAAGGUCGAGAACGCCUUCCAGGCCCUCGCCCUUGAUGAGCCGCGCUACGCCUUCCGGCCGUCGCUGUGGGAGCGCAUGCCGGGGAGCACCACCAACCUGAAGCAGGUGUGGUUCCCGGGCAACCACGGCAACGUGGGCGGCGGCUGGCACGACCAGCAGAUUUCGGACAUUACUCUGGCUUGGAUGUGCGACCAACUGUCCACUCUCGGCGUAGAGUUCAACUUCGCCCGCAUGACCGCGCUCUUCCACGAGACCUUGCGCUUCUCCGCCGCUCAUCCCUUCCCCUUCGCCCCGGGCGCCGCCAAAGCCUCUUCCUCCUCCCCCUUCUCCCUCCUCCCUACCCUACCCGACUUCACCUCCCUCAAGCGCUCGGUGAGCAAGCUAUUACGGGCCAAGCGCCCAUCCCCUACUCCCACCAACUCUACCACUACUCCGACUAGCGGCCCCUUACCCUGGGCACAACCUCCCCUCUUCCACCUCCCCCCUUCUUCUUCUUCUUCUUCAUCCAGUCCAAACCACAACUCCUACAAAAGAAGAGACAGCCAAGAAUGCACCCUCCGCACGACCACCACCACCACCCCCUUAGACCAGUGCUUCACCCCGCACCCCCCGCCCUCCACACCCGCGCCCACCCUCCUCCGGCUAGGCGCCCGCCCCUGGGGGAUGGGCGUGAUCCGCGCCCCCACGGCGGGCCUGACCACGCUCGCGGGGAAGACGGUGCGGCGGCCGGGCAGGGUGCUGCGCGUGGACGAGACCACCAACGAGGACACGGCCGAGCCGCUGCUGGGGACGAACGAGCGCGUGCAUGCCUGUGUGCGGGUGAGAGUGGUUUGUGGCGGGUUGGGGUUGGAUGACGGGUGUUUGUGGGGGUGUGAGGCUCUUAUGGGUACUGCUAGUAAGGAUGGAGGGGAUGGGAAGGGGAAGAAGGAGGGGUGGUGGAGGUUGGAGAGGGGUAGUGUGUUGAGUGAGGAGGAGGAAGGGAGGGUGAAGGAGAUGAGGGAGUUGGGGCCUAGGGAGGUUAGGUUGGGCACUGAUCCGGUGGUUCAGGGGGAGUAUCCGAAGGGAGUGCUGUACCCGGUUGGAGGGGAGGAUCAUAAGUGGAAGUGGGUGUGGAAGGGGGAGGUGAAGGGGACGGGGCAUGCCCAGGUGCCGGUGGUGUUGGUGCUGCCGGAGGAACCGCUAGUCGGAUACUGGGAGAGGUAUCUGCUGGGGCUGAUGCGUGGGGAGGAGGACGUGUGGCGGUUUGCGCAGAGGGGGUUUCAGGGGUAGAUGUUACUACUAGUAGUCGGGAUGGAGUGAGAGGAAGUUUUAGGGACGGUUUUGGAUAGCAGGUGCUUGCUUGAUAUGUAGUAAUAUGGCUUGAUGACAGUGGUCACAGGGGUUGGGGGAAUGUUUGGGUUACAACAGAGUCGCUUGUAUCAUGAAGAUUGCCUACUGCAGUAGUAUGUUGGUUGGGGUGACGAAUGGACUGUGGCAAACUUGCCGGAUAACAAUCGUCGUAGCACGCCCAAGAGCGCCAUACCAAGUCUGACAUAAAUACCUGCAGCCCGAC